Aphis gossypii (cotton aphid) is the source of this 2519-nucleotide messenger RNA. Its product is annotated as U3 small nucleolar ribonucleoprotein protein MPP10. The transcript has 12 exons. The coding region runs from base 180 to 2054 and encodes 624 amino acids. The record is from RefSeq and is a predicted model, not a curated record. Gene Ontology annotation, cellular component: small-subunit processome; nucleus; Mpp10 complex. Gene Ontology annotation, biological process: rRNA processing. NCBI's taxonomy places the organism in Eukaryota, Metazoa, Arthropoda, Insecta, Hemiptera, Aphididae.
UGAGUGUUUGAGUUCAUUGCUGUGUUAAUUUAUAAUUAUUAGUUAUUUUUAAUUUUGAUUAUUGCUACUAUAUUAAUAUAUAUAUUUUUAAUAUAGCACGGAAACAAUUAAUUACUAUGUCGUUUCUAUGAUUUUUAGUUUAUAUUUUAACUGAUCAUACUUAAAAUUAUCCUUUCAAAAUGACAAAUGUAGAUUUUAUUGCAACGUUCCAAAAAUUAACUGUAAAUCCAUUAGAUUAUUUAGAUGUGCAAAGCAAUGUGGCCGAAGAGACAACAAAUUUGUUGAAACAAUUGUAUGAUACUACUAAGAGUAUUGAAACAAUUACUGACAAUGCUAAUGAUGACGCUCUGCCUGAAUUAAUAGUCAAAGAUUUUGAUGAAGAACAAAUAUGGCAAGAACUGGAACUACAAAACUCGGCACGUUUAAAAUUAUUGGCAAAUACUAUUCAGGGAUUUACAGAAAGUGAUUUGAUUUACCUUGAUGAAUCUAAUAGCACACAUACAAAAAAAAAUUUAAAAAUUACAAAGUCAGUAAAUGAUGAAACUAAAAUAAACAAAUUAAAUAAAAAUAAUGCUGAAUUAAACUCAGAUGAAUUUGAAAACUCUGAAGAUUUGGAGACUGAUGAUGAAGACAAUGAUAAUAAUGAAGAUGAUAUAGAAAGUGAAGAUGAAGACGAAGAUGAUAUAGAAAAUGAAGAUGAAGAUAAUAUUUCUGACUUAGAAGAGACGGAACCUUCAACAAAUAAAAAAACAUUUAAAAAGUCAGUAGUCGACGAUGAAUUUUUCAAAUUGUCAGAAAUGGAAAACUUUUUAUUAUCAGAGGAAAAAUUGGAAACUUCCAAAGAAAAAUCAAAACCCUUAGAAGAUGAUGUUGACAUGUUUCAAGACCUACAAUCUGAAAAUGAAGAAGAAGAUAAUUUUGGUCCUAUGUAUCAAGAUUUUUUUGAGAAACAAACAAAUGUAACUAAAAAAUCAACCAAAUCAAAAAAAAAUGUAAGGUUUGAAAUGGAUGAUGAAAAAAGUGAAGAUAAUGAAGAAGAGACAAAUGAACUUAUUGAAAACAAUAACGAACAUUUGUCAACACUAGAAAUGAGAUCAGAGCGGAUUAAUAAACGUAUUGCAAAAUUGGAAGAAGAAGCCAUAUCUGAUAACAAACCUUGGGCCUUGAAGGGUGAAGUCGCUGCUAAAGACCGUCCUCAAAAUUCUCUAUUAGAAGAGGCUGUUGAAUUUGAUGUCUGUACCCGUCCAGCACCAAUUAUUACUGAAGAAACAACAGUAAAAUUGGAAGACAUCAUUCUACAAAGAAUAAAGGACAAAGCAUGGGAUGAUGUAGAGCGAAAAAUAAAACAAACAAAUGCACCUCAUGAAUUUAAAAAACAGUUAGUUUUAAACCAAGAGAAGAGUAAAGAAAGCUUAUCUCAAAUUUAUGAAAAAGAAUUUAUCAAACAAAGAGAAGCAGCCGAUCCAGAAAAUAAAAACAAACCUGAGGAAGAACCUAAAGAACACAAAGAAAUUGAUUUUAUGAUAAAAGAAUUAUUUAGAAAAUUAGAUGCACUUACUAACUAUCAUUAUACUCCUAAACAGGCUAUUCCUGAUUUGAAAAUCGUCAAUAAUUUACCAGCUAUAUCAAUGGAGGAAGUAGCACCUGUUGCUACAACUGAUGCCUCAUUAUUAGCACCAGAAGAAAUACAAAGAAAAUUCAAAGCACCAGUCCUUGGUAAGGAAGAACGUACUAGUACAGAUAAAAAACGUGAACGUCGAAAGAAAAAGCAUUUGCAACACAAGAAACGCAUUACAAAAGAAUCUAAUCUCAAAGAAAUGGAAAAAAACGGGUUUAAACCUAAGCAUAAUAAAGAUAGUGCUCAACAAGAACUGAAACGAUUAACUAGUAGUGGACAUCAAAUUAAAGAAUUAAAAUCUGUGGAUGACAAAAGUAUGAAAUCAUCUAAAGAUUUCUUUUCUAGACUUCAGGAUCAGGCAAGAAAUGAAAUUGAUGGAAAGAAAAGAAUUAUGAAGCAAAGUGAUAGAAAUAAUACUAAAAAAUUUAAAAAGUAAACAACACUGUUUUUUUUUAAUAUUUUUAUAUUAUAUUCCAAUCAUUAUACAGUUUACUUUUUAAAACUUGUAAUAUUUUAUUAAUGAUAGGGGUUUCAUGAAAAAUAAAUUUAAUUUAACAAAAAAAAAAUUAUUAUUUUACAAGUUAAAUUCUUUUAAAGAAAGGUGCUGAUGGUUUGGAUUUUUGGCAACGUCAGGUGACAUAUUUAUAUUAGAACAAGUGGGUACAUAAUUAAAAAUUAUGAUAUUUAUAAUAUAUACAUCAAAAAAAAGUUACAAGUAUGUGUAUCACUUUUUAAUAUCAAUUAGUCUUAAUCAUAACAAUACACUUUAGAAUUUUUUGUUUUAAUCUAGUGAGGUUAUCAUGGGAUCAUAAUACAUAAUUUUGACUAAGCUUUGCCAAUUUUUUCUUUUUCUUUUUCUAAAGUUUUUGCUUUAGCUCUUUCGUACAAUGGUACCAACUUU